AUGCUCAACUUCGUGGAGCGCCUGUUGUGUGGGGUGGUUGCUGCUGGGCCCGUGCCUUCCCACGUGGCUUUUGUAAUGGACGGCAACAGAAGGUUCAGCAGCAAGCAGCAGCAAGCUGCUGCUUACGGCCACAGCUGCGGCGCCCACGCCCUCAAAACUGUGGCUGCAGCUUGUGCUGCUGCGGGUGUUCGGGUGGUUUCUGUUUUUGCUUUUGCUUUGGCCAACUUCUACAGAAACCCUCCCGAAGUCGAAGCCCUUUUGAGUUUGGCGGAAAACACUUUCAAAGAUCCCCAGUGGAUUCGGGGGUUUCUGAUGGCGGAGGGCAUUCGCCUAGCUGUUGUGGGGGACCUCUCCUUUGUGGGGCCCCAGCUGCAAGCAGCAGCAGCAGCAGCAGAAAGAGAGACGCGCAGCAACAGCAGAAUGCUGCUGCGCAUUUGCGUCUCCUACGGGGCCAGACACGAGGUCUACAGAGUCACGGCCCCGCUGCAGCAGCAGCAGCAGCAGCAGCAGCAACAGCAACGGGAUCUGCUGGCGGUUUCAGGUGUACGCGCACCGCUGCCAACAGAAGCAGCAGCAGCAGCAGCAGCAGAAGCACCAGCAGCAGCAGCAGCAGCAGCAAGUGACUAUACGCCGCCGCCUUUGCUGCCUCCAGAACCUCUUUGUAUACAGCUGCGCUCUUCACUAACAAAGGGCCUCUUGAAGGCCGACAAGCCCACAAGCGAGCUCGGCAAGGCGUUCUGGCGGGCGCUGCAGGGAGGAGACUGUCCCCUCCCGGAGUUGCUGAUUCGAACUUCAGGGGAGGCCAGGCUUUCAGACUUCCUUCUCUGCGAGGUGCAGCAGCAGCAGCAGCAGCAGCAGCAGCGGUAG
Messenger RNA from Eimeria tenella, 867 nucleotides. RefSeq names its product dehydrodolichyl diphosphate synthase, putative. The record is from RefSeq and is a predicted model, not a curated record. Bases 1 to 867 code for a protein of 288 amino acids. The transcript is spliced from 6 exons. NCBI's taxonomy places the organism in Eukaryota, Apicomplexa, Conoidasida, Eucoccidiorida, Eimeriidae. Gene Ontology annotation, biological process: polyprenol biosynthetic process. Gene Ontology annotation, cellular component: endoplasmic reticulum.